Musa acuminata AAA Group (dessert banana) is the source of this 785-nucleotide messenger RNA. RefSeq names its product CRIB domain-containing protein RIC10. The record is from RefSeq and is a predicted model, not a curated record. Lineage: Eukaryota; Viridiplantae; Streptophyta; Magnoliopsida; Zingiberales; Musaceae. The transcript has 5 exons. The coding region runs from base 225 to 689 and encodes 154 amino acids.
CUCUCUCAAAUGGCAUCUUUGAUGGCUUGAAACAAACUAUAGAUAUCUCCGUUUAUGAUAUUUGCACCCUCCAUCCAAGCAAAAUGAAUCAGGAUGUGCUUUGGAGGAUGCGGGAAAUUUUGCUUUGAGAUGUUCGACGGUGGAUUCGAAGAUUCAGCUUUGCGUUGAGCAAUCGCACCAGCAUCCCCAUAGAGGGUUUGGAAGUUUGAGUUAUACCUUCUCCUAUGGCAGCCAAGGUGAAAGGGUUCUUUAAAGGAUUCAAACACAUGUCGCAAAUCUUUGUUGACAAAGAGCAUGAAAUGGAGAUUGGCUACCCGACGGAUGUGAAACAUGUAGCACAUAUAGGUUGGGACAAUGGCUCUGGGUAUUCCCCUAGCUGGAUGACCGAAUUCAACACAUCCUCUGAUCUGUCACCAGCACGCAAUUAUGGGAAAUCCAGGGAGCCAUCUUGCUCUUCUCAAGAGUGUCAUCAACCGAGAGGACCCCAACUCUCGCUUCGGCCAAUCGAAGAUGGUAGUAGUCAACCUGAGGUUCCUAAAGAUCGCAAGAAAAAGCGGAAAAAAAAUAAAGCUUCUUCUCCUCGAUCAUCUGCCACAAGAUCUUCAAAAGUGUCAUCCAAACUGAGAGCUUCAUAUGCCAAAGCAGUCGGAGAUGAUGCUGAAGCACAAGACCAACGUCGUGGAGUUUAAACUACAUAUAUUUGUAUAUGUCUCUUGUUUUAAUGUGAUAAAAAGAGAAAAAAGAUGUACCUUUGUGGUAAAGAUUUGGCCAUGAAGUACUGUUUA